Molecule: messenger RNA, 443 nt
Organism: Lucilia cuprina (Australian sheep blowfly)
Lineage: Eukaryota; Metazoa; Arthropoda; Insecta; Diptera; Calliphoridae
Gene: sloth1
Product: small integral membrane protein 4
Exons: 3
Coding region: 147-386 (79 amino acids)
Source: RefSeq, a predicted model, not a curated record
UCUAUUUUUGUUAAAAAUAUAUUAACUCAUAACAAUUAUAUUUUGAGAUUUAAACACAUAUUUAAAGGAAUUCCGAAUUUGUUUUUUACAAAUCAAAUUUAUUUAUUAGUAAUUUAUAGUUUAUUAAAAGAUUUCAUUAAUAAAAUAUGAGAGUAUACAACUCCACCGUUAAACGUAUUUUGGAUUUUGUACCGGGAAAAAAACGUUUUGGACUGUAUCGAUUUCUACCAGUGUUUUUUUGUUUGGGAGCUGCUUUGGAAUACUCGAUGAUAAAUUGGACUGUCGGAGAAACCAAUUUUUAUCGGACUUUUAAAAAACGUCAAGCAAAAAACUACGUUGAAGAGAAACUGCAUCAUAAUACAACAGACACCACUCAAAAUUCCUAAUUAACACCGCUCUUUUUAUCAGGAUGCCAGCCGGUGUGUCGUGGGGUCAAUACCUUA